Nilaparvata lugens (brown planthopper) is the source of this 5732-nucleotide messenger RNA. It is a transcript of the gene lft, whose product is annotated as protein limb expression 1 homolog. Gene Ontology annotation, cellular component: cytoplasm. The transcript is spliced from 4 exons. Gene Ontology annotation, biological process: autophagosome maturation. Lineage: Eukaryota; Metazoa; Arthropoda; Insecta; Hemiptera; Delphacidae. Bases 179 to 958 code for a protein of 259 amino acids. The record is from RefSeq and is a predicted model, not a curated record.
UUUCUGGUUGCCCAGUGCGCAGUUGUCCGGCGUGCUCGCUGGCGUCUGGUUGAGUUCGCGUACGGGUCGACUCCUUUGCUGCUUGUGCUCUUCGUCCUCUGCUCUGCUCUGCAUCCUCCAGCCACUGAUCUUGUUGUGAGUGCCAGAAAGAGAUGUAGCAGCAACCACCACCACCGCCAUGAUGGUCUUGUCUGCCAGCACUUGCCACCAGCACCAGCACACUAGCUGCACCAUGCGCGUUGACGUUGUGGAGGCAUUGCAGGAAUUCUGGCAGAUGAAGCAAACGCGAGGUGCGGACCUGAGGAACGGCGCUCUAGUCAUUUACGAGUCGGUGCCUUCGGCAAGCGCCCCCUACGUCUGCUUUGUUACCCUACCCGGCGGCUCCUGUUUUGGAAGCUUCCAGAAUUGUCAGACGAAGGCGGAGGCGAGGCGAAGUGCUGCCAAAAUAGCACUCAUGAAUUCGGUGUUCAACGAGCACCCGUCCAGGCGGAUAUCGGACAGCUUCAUCGAGAAGGCUGUGGCAGAGGCCAGGGCUUCCUUCAAGGGGGAGCCGGAGGAGGCGGACAACCCGAACACAGGCAUCGGUGCAUUCCGCUUCAUGCUGGAGACGAACAAGGGCCGCACCAUGCUCGAGUUCCAGGAGUUGAUGACCGUGUUCCAGCUGCUGCACUGGAACGGUAGCCUCAAGGCGAUGCGCGAGCGACAGUGUUCGCGACAGGAGGUGGUCGCGCACUACUCGAACCGCGCACUCGACGACGAUAUGCGCGAACAGAUGGCGCAGGACUGGAUCGCGCGCGAACAGGAGAACGCCGGCGCACUCGGCCGCGAACUGGGUCUCGCCAAGCGCGAACUCGAGACCGCGCGGCUCGCCGGCCGCGAACUGCGCUUCCCCAAAGAGAAGAAGGACAUCCUCAUGAUGGCCCACAACAAGGUCAAUGGCGGAUCGCUGGCCAGCUAAGACCCCCCUCCCCCAUCAAUCGAUCAUAAUUUCCUAACACAAUUAACACUGCUCGUUCUAAUAUUCUGCCAUUAUUUCGUUGUUACAAGCUUUACAACUACUAUGAAAAAUAAUUGAGAGGAUAAAUACAACGGUGAAAUUCAAGAUUCAUUAUCAGGCUACAAGAGCAAUAAGCAAGUCAAGGUCAAGACUCAUUUUAUUCGUAAAAUGAAUAAAAUAGUUUUGAAGAAAUUGUAUUGUAUUAUGGCAAAUAAAGAAUUUGAUUCAAAAUGAUAAUAUUGAGUGACCUGGUGACCUGGCUGAGUUUUCUGGUCGCACUUGAUCUAUUUCAGGGCCUGUGACAUGACCUAACGACUGUUUUAUUUGUUAUCAGGCCACAAGAGCAAAAGGAAGGCAAGGAACAUUAUCCAUAUAAAAAUAAGUUCAUUAACUUAAGACUUAUACUAAAAUUACACAUAAAAGGUACCGGUAAUGGAGAAUACGAAAGAGUACACAAGUCAAAACAUGUAUUAAGUAGCCUACUGUAUAUUAAAACGCAAGUCAUUAGGAGAAAAAUCAUUGAUUUAGGGUAUAUUUCAUUCAAAUAAAAAAUUACUCAUCAAGUGAACAGGAAGUAUUUUAUUUUUAUUAGACGUCUGCAAAACCCCCUUUAGAACAAUAAACAAAAACAUACCCUGAUUAAACGAAUCUUUUGUUAUUUAUUGAGUCCAGGUACCGUACCCAUUGAUACAGAUUCAAUAUGGAAGUUCAAUUAAUGAUUGUGAUAAUCGUUACAAGCUUCAUAACUAUGUAACAGACCCCAAUAGAACCUCACUCUGCUUUUACGCAACAGCAACCCCUGAUAUACCUAACCCAACUUUAUCAAGAAUACUCAUUUGGACUUUUGGUCUGUUGUAUAGAUAGGAGACGAAAACAGUUUUGAGCUUACCCUAUUGUGCCUUUCCGAAUUUUUUAUAAUUUGUACUUGAUGGAAUAAAUAAAUAUCAACCAAACAAAUACGGAAAAAUGGUCACUUAGUCCUUUGAGGUAGGCCUACGUUAAAUUGGGGUUUGUAAUAGAUUUAAUAUUUGACACGUUUCACCCAGUGAGCUGUGGAAGAAGUAUGAGGAUUUGUCAAAUCGUUACAAAAAUAAAUUUCAAGUUUCGUCUAAACGAAUGAAUCAUUAGAGUUGCACUCGAUUGUCUAAUUACCGGCGAAAUGAUAAUUGAACUCUGAAAUAGAAUGAAAGCAAUACCUUACCAGCUCUCCCUCUCUUGUUAUUGUUAAUUAUUGUAGUUCAGAAUACCAUGGAAUGAAUCUUGCAGAAAAAAUAAAUGUAGGAAAUGAGAAACGAAAUAUGGAAUAGUAGUGAAGUAAUGCCUGGAUUGCCAACAAAGUCAUCACGUUUUGGGUGCCAACAAGUAUAAUAUCAAUUGAAGUCGAAUUAAAUUAGCAAAUGUGGUAAUCAAAGAAAAAUUGGACCAAAAUACAAUAGAUUUAUCCAUUUUCCACUCUCAAAACAAGUAAUUAUCAUUAUCGAAAUGAAAAUCAAAUAAUCGUAUCAACAAACAUGUUUCCAAUUUGUUAAUAAUGAAUUCCAAUAAGAAUAAACAUUCAGAACUUCUGUGUAUUAUCUAAUGUUGCCACCUGGUUAUUGCCACCAUUCAAGAGUGUAUUUUUCAAUUGUGAAUCUUUUAGUAACCUUUUUGUUCAAUUUUGAAACAAUAACUUUCUCGAGUAAUUUCUAAUUUAUCUAUUAACUUAUAAUAUUAUUAGGAGAUGUAUAGACUGAGAGAUUAAGACUUGUAGCCUGUACCAUAAUUUCUGAUUUGGCGAAUCUUAAUUACUCGAGUUUUAUUUCCAUGAGAGAGAGAGUAAAACAUCUCACUUUGAACAUUUUACAAUGAGUUUAAUCAAUACAUCUUUAUCGAAUGGAAUGCUAGUUUCUUGUCAUCAACAUCAAUAUUGAAGAGCUCAUGAGAAUGCCUUGGAGUGUUUUCAACCAUGUAUCCUCAUAAAUAAUUUCAUUUUAGCGUGGUUCUUUUUAUCAUCAGUGCUUGGUUGCUAAUGACUUUUUAUGAAUAUCAUGAUAAUAUUGUGACAAGCAUUUUGUUGUCUUUAACGUAGAUUCUUAGCUGAGAUAUUAAUUUAUUGCCAAGUCCUCUUAAAUUCCAGUGAUAGUGAAUAAAAUUUAUUAUUGAAUAACUGUGCUGAAAUGGUAAUAAUCGUCGGAUUAUCAAAAAUUAAUUUUUGAAAUAAUUCAUUGGGGUUUAAUGAAUUUCUAAUAUUCAAUAACUAGUUUAUAAAUAUUUUUGUCUGCUCAUUGGAAAGUUUUUAUUGAUCCUUCAUCUUGAAUGGUCAAGGCCGAAAAUAGUUUAUUGUUGCACGUAAUUUUAUUGACAUGAAAUUGUAUGGCAUUGCUUCCUUGAGCUUCAUUGCAAUGGAAAGUUGAAUUCGACUUGGAGGAAGCACAUUGUGAUCGGGAUUUGUGAAGGGUAGAAUGUAUGAUUAGUGAAGUGUUUUGUGAUCGUCAGUAGUUUUAAGUAACUUAUUUAACUUUGUAAUUUUUUUCUUUGUUAGUAUAAUGUAUUUGUACUGAACUGAAAGAAGUGUAGUAUAAGAUGGAGAUUUGAGUUGUUGGCAAUGAAAAUUGUAUUGUUUAAAAAAAUUCUAAUCUUCGUGAAUUGAAUACCAAAUUAUCUUCCAUUCGACUGAGUAAGACUGAUCAUAGUGUGUAGGUACUUCAGCAUAUUUACAAAAUCGAUAAAAAUUUGCAAUAUUUUGCUAUCAACUACCAUUUUGCUCAGAUUAAUCUCAUCAAUUCAAAUGAGUGACACAUCCGUUUGAUAGGUUUCAGCAAGAAGUUCGAAUGCAACUAAUACAUUCCGCAGAUUAAUAGACGUCAAAGUUGUUAAAAGGUUUUGAUUAUUAGAAAUUAUAGUCACUUCCAAGUUCGUUUCACACGAACUUACUUUAUUGAAAAUUUUGUCUUAAAGAUAUAUUAAAAUAUCGUAUCAGGUGCCACUGCUAGUAUUUUUUUUUCAUACUGAGUUUUAAAAAGUGAGUAUGCCAACUGAGACUGUCUCCUGAACUCUCAGCUUCAGGACUCAGUUUACUGGAAUACUCUGAAUUUUUAGUUUACUGUACUCCUUAUGAGGAUAUAGGCUACUGUAAUAUUUCAAAUCCUUCUGGUAGUUUGUACUUGUCAAUCUGAAGCUAUCCAUUUAAACAUUAAAACAUGAUUGAAUUCAUAACUAUGAAGCUGCUCCCAAUUCAAAAAACUAUUUCGACAACUUUAGUUCUACUAUUGAUAGAGCCUAAUAUUUCCAUUAUGUUGUGUCACUAUUAAUGAAUUAAUUCUUUUCACAUUUGUGAAUAGAAGUGAAUCAAGUGUGAAUAAAUAGAUGAGUACUGGUACAGUAGGCUAUGUUUCGGCAUCUAAGCUACGAAUAAUAAUGAUCUGUCUUACUUUGGUUUGCAAUGAUUUUAAAUUAUUAACAUGUAACUGUAAUCUAUGUAAAAAUUGUAAAAUUGUGAAAUAUUUUAGUUUUAAGUAAAUCUAUUUUCUAUUCUGAUUGUUGUUAUUUUGUGAUUUUUAUUUUCAGUUGGACGUGAUAUGUAUGUACUGUAUAACAUUUUUAACGGCGAAUACUCUGAAUUUUUAAACGCUGUGAAUCUUAACAUUCCAUUUAUCUAUAAUCAUUUUUAUCACAUAUAAUCUGCAUCACUUGCAAAUUGAUGCAUUUCUUACUGAUAGCCAAGUGCCAUAGCAUAUUCAUCUGUCUAGAGAUAGAUGGCCAUAGCGUCAUAGCCGUAACAAGUAAUUAAAAAAUUCAUUUCACACCAAGUAAAUGACUGUAAAGCCAGAAUUUGAUUUGAUUUCAUUUCUGUUUUGGAUUAUCUGGUGCUCAUAUUGCAUGCCAAGCUGCUCAUGAUUUUUUUGUACAUCUAGACUAGCUCUUGAAAUGAACAGAGAAUGUUUGCCAUUUAAGGAUAAGAAUGUGUGAUGAUUAUUAUUUGUGCGCAAUUACAUAGAUGACUUUAGUCUUUUGUGUGAGAUACAUGUUUAAAAUUUCAUAUUAAUUAAGAGUCCUGCCAUUUUGUAAAAUUUUACUGUAAUUAGAUCCAAAAUUUAAAUUAAUAAUAUUUAUUACUCUGUAGUAAUAUCAUAAGGAUAAAAAUUUUCAUAGUGAUAACUAAUCUGUGAUUUAAGGAUAAUUUUUCAAAAAUGUUAGUAGAGUAAAUUUGAUAUUCGGAGAUGCAUUCCUUUGAGUUCUUCUUGAGUCUUGUUUCUUUCUCUGAAUGAUGCAAUCAAAGCAUUCAUACAAUAUUGAUUCAAAUUUUAGAAGUUUAUUUAAUCUAAUAAGAAUUUGAGAAUCCAAUUUCAGAAUAAAAUGUAAAACUCAUGCAUUCUAUUAAUGCACAAUGUAUUCAUAUCGUUUUGCGAUUACUCACUUAUAAUUAAUUAAUUUCUGUGGAGAUUUGAUUUGUUCUCCAGCAUUAUUUGGUAAUCUAUUUGAUUUUACAGUUUAUCUCCCAUCCCAUUCACAUCUUCAAUUCGUAAUUUUCAGAGCGCAAUUCAUAUUUUUUGUAGAAUUUUGGGCCUGGAAUCUUCAGUAAAAAAUAAUAUAAAAAUUGUCUUAAUAGCUUAUUAAUGAUCUCAUGUGAUAUUCAAAACAUUUUAUUCUUCUGUAUAAUAUUCAAAUAAAAAGGAUGUAUAAUCUUGAAGGAGAAUGCAAAAAUGUAUGUAGCUUUUUGUAAUAAUAUAUAAAUAAAAAUAAAUCAAACUGACAA